Scatophagus argus is the source of this 1570-nucleotide messenger RNA. It is a transcript of the gene eif4eb, whose product is annotated as eukaryotic translation initiation factor 4eb. The coding region runs from base 114 to 764 and encodes 216 amino acids. Gene Ontology annotation, cellular component: cytoplasm; eukaryotic translation initiation factor 4F complex. The transcript has 7 exons. Gene Ontology annotation, molecular function: translation initiation factor activity; RNA 7-methylguanosine cap binding. The record is from RefSeq and is a predicted model, not a curated record. NCBI's taxonomy places the organism in Eukaryota, Metazoa, Chordata, Actinopteri, Scatophagidae. Gene Ontology annotation, biological process: translational initiation.
GUCGCAGAGAAGCAGCCAGCCAACGACGGCACACAGCGCAUGUCCGCAGCGGGGCCGUCACGUUGCACAGCUUGGUCCAAUCAACAAAAACUUUCCUAACAGAGAUUUGUAAGAUGGCGACCGCCGAACCGGAACCCAACCCAAGUCCAUCCCAGCCUGAAGAUGAAGGAGCUGAGGAGACUGGACAGGAAAUUGUGAGCCCAGAAGCCUACAUCAAACACCCCCUCCAAAACAGAUGGAGUCUGUGGUUCUUUAAGAACGACAAGAGCAAAACAUGGCAGGCCAACCUGCAACACAUCUCUAAAUUUGACACAGUUGAAGAUUUCUGGGCUCUUUACAAUCAUAUCCAGUUGUCAAGCAACCUCAUGUCAGGCUGUGAUUACUCCCUUUUUAAGGAUGGCAUUGAACCCAUGUGGGAGGAUGAGAGGAACAAGCAUGGUGGGCGCUGGCUGAUCACACUCAACAAGCAGCAGAGGAGAUUAGACCUGGACCACUACUGGCUGGAGACUCUCCUGUGCUUAGUCGGAGAGGCCUUUGACGACUACAGUGAUGACGUCUGUGGAGCCGUGGUCAACAUCCGCACAAAAGGAGAUAAGAUAGCCGUCUGGACAUCAGACUAUGAGAACCGGGAUGCUGUGACACACAUAGGGAGAGUUUACAAAGAGCGUUUGGGGCUUCCCAUGAAGAUGACUAUUGGCUACCAAUCUCACGCCGACACGGCCACCAAAAGCGGUUCAACCACCAAGAACAAAUUUGUUGUUUGAGAAAUGCCCCACGUGCCUCUUUCAUUCUCUUGUCUUAUUUGCUGUUGGUGCAUAUGUUUACUCUACUGCAAAGACUCUGCGGAAUGCAAUCUGGAAGACAAACUGAGUCCAGGACUACAUGCCAAAUGUUUCCAUAACCUGCCCAGGACUUAAACCACAAGAAAAAAAAUAACAUGGAAAACAGAUGAACAUGAAUCUUCCUAAACACUAACAAUAAGAGGUAUUAGUUGUGGAGGUGAUUUAGAGUGCUGCAUACUCUACAAAAGAAAUUUGUGUUGAUUUUAUUUUUAUUUUUUUUUCCAUUCAGGGAAUCUUGAAAUGCAAAAUUGUAUAUUUCUCUCCCAUUUUCUACAGCUUAGUUGAUUUGCUGUAAUCCUUAAUGACAUUAAACCCUUUUAAUUUAUUAUUAAUUUGCUUGCAUUUUAUUAGAUUAGACCUUUGUUUUAUGCUUUGAAAUGUUGCACGUUACCAACCUUUUUAAAGUAUUUCAUGACUCAUAUUCGUUUGAGUGUUAAUAUAAUUAAAACAUUGGUUUUGCAAUUAUUAGUUGUUAAAUUGUGUAAUUCUUUUUGGCAACCUGUAAUUGGUACAUUCCUUGUCCUAAAUGAUUGGCUUUUUUUGACUUGCAGUGUUACUGUAUUAUAGGAUCUUGACUUGGCUCAUUGCUGAGGCUGUUUAGUGUUUGUGGUUUAUAUCCCCUGUAUAUGAAAGGAGAAUACUACAGAAGAUAUGAUCAGUCACAGAGAGACAUGCCCUAGCUGGUACAAAAGUGUCAAAUUUAAACAACCCAACCCAGCCCCACCCCA